Fundulus heteroclitus (mummichog) is the source of this 808-nucleotide messenger RNA. Its product is annotated as phospholipase A2 inhibitor and Ly6/PLAUR domain-containing protein-like. The transcript has 6 exons. Bases 125 to 808 code for a protein of 227 amino acids. NCBI's taxonomy places the organism in Eukaryota, Metazoa, Chordata, Actinopteri, Cyprinodontiformes, Fundulidae. The record is from RefSeq and is a predicted model, not a curated record.
CUGAAGGAACAGGAGAACACACCCAGUCACGGUCGUCACCUGUGCAGCCUUAAAACAGUAGCACAGCGGCUGCCUUUCAGUAACAGAAGCAGAACCGCCAACAACCAGGAUCUACCUGAGCAUCAUGAUGAAACGGAUCCUUCUUCUGAAUCUCAUCAGCGCGCUCUACAGCACAGCUGGAGCCCUGUUGUGUGAAACUUGCCAAGAUGAGUCAUGUUCUACUACAUUUACCAAUACAUGUAAUUUAGAGACAAUGUGUAUAACAGCUUCAAUCCAAGGUUAUUCCUCUGGAUCAACCACCCAAAGAAUCUACAAAGCCUGUGCAUCAUCCUCUCUUUGUCAGCAAACAGGCGCUCAGACUUUUUCAGUCAACUUGGGUAUCGAAAAAGCAAUCGCAUCUGCAGUCUGCUGCAACACAGAUAACUGCAACUCACAGACUCUACCCUACCCCAGUAGUCAAGCCCCAAACUCUUUCCAGUGUAAUGUUUGUGACCAAAGCUCUCAGUGCAACAUUCUACCUUGUGAAGGAGAUGAGACCAACUGCUUCUCUGCAACUGUGAUGAAUGGACAAACACCAAUCACCCGUGUAUGGCUGUAUAACUCCAACAACAUGUUCAAGUUGCUCAGAGCCUGCAUAGCCUACCCUUCAUGGAGCAAGUUGGAUGCAAACCUCUUCAUCCCUAAAGAAGUGAACGCUGGCCCCGCAGAGGAGCGGAAACCGCCGAAUCUCGGCCUGAUGAUGUUGCUCUUCGGCGCUGGGCCAUCCUUUUGGCCUGUGGCAAUGUUAAAUACGGUGGAGGAUCUGUGA